Molecule: messenger RNA, 3254 nt
Organism: Heterotrigona itama
Lineage: Eukaryota; Metazoa; Arthropoda; Insecta; Hymenoptera; Apidae
Source: the annotation of a GenBank genome assembly
CGCAUUUCGCGGAGGGUGAGAAUUCGGAGGAGCCUGCUGGGGGGAUGAUGCUCCUCGAAGUCUGACCACCAAGUAGCGUUCAUCGUCUGCAAUCGUCCGCCGGUAUCAGAAAGAAGAUGUGGGAUCGCGAAAGGAAAACCUGGAUCGUCGUCCUCCUGGCCAACGUGCUGCUGAAUAUCGUCACCGCUUCCCCAAUCUAUGUCCCGCAAUUUAUUCCAGGAAAUACGGGAAGGAACAUCAGGCACUUGCCGUGCGUAUCACGGAGAACUGGCGAGACUGGCGUUUGCAUGUUCGCAUUCACGUGCGCGAAGGCGAAUGGCACGCACCUUGGCACUUGCAUCGACCGUUUCUACUUCGGUAGCUGUUGCAAGAUAGACGAGGAACCCGACAUUUUCCCCCAGGACAACAGUAUCGAUGAUGGAUCGCCUGGAAGGCCGUUCGUCACGACUCACGGGCCAAUUGAGAGCAACGACAUACCCGAGUACUUCUCAAAGCCGAAACCGAUCAACGAGAAGAAACCAUCUGGAACGUACUCCACCGAGGAAACGACCAACGGGUACACCACGCAGAGUAUUCGUACACAAGCAACCACCGUAAAAGAAACGACCAAAGUGGCAACUAAAAAGCCAGCGCCGACGACCACUCAAAGGCCAACGACACUAGAAACUGCGACAAGGCCAUCAACCACCACGCAAACGUUCAUCGAAACGACUAAAUUCGUUAGCAAAAAACCAAUUCACUCGUCCACGACGCACAAACCAGUUCACUCGACCGUUCACAGGCCCACCAACGCAACCACAUCUACGACAACGACUCAGUCGACCACCGAAUCGACAACUUUGAAAACUGUAAUCACCACUACUCAAAGAGUUACUCCAGUUACGAGGUUCCCGCCAAGAAACGCGACAACUGCGAGACCUUUGACCCACGCUACCACCAGGAAACCUACGACCAGCACUAAGAAACCAACAGCCAGCACCACUACAAGAAGACCAACGCCCAUCACGAAGAAACCAACUACACCCUCGAGAAGACCAUCCUCCUCUUCUACAACAGUAAAGCCAACUACGAGUAUCGGUUUAACCACUUUGUCGUUAUCAACGACGACAACGAAACCUCUCUUGACGUCCAUCAAGCAUCGACCAACCAUCGCCACGACUACCGAGAACGUCUCGUUUUCCACGGAGACGAAACCUUUAAUCACCACCACGGAAAGCGUAACUGUUCAAAAAUUCACGACCAGUGUCGCUACGACCAAGCCUGCUACCCAAAAAGUGAAGCCGACGACGGUUCGAACGACAACGACCGCCAAGCCGUUAACAACUGCCCCGAGGCCAAAGCCGACGAAGAUCUCGAGCGCGACAACGACCCCGAAUCCCGUGUCCAAGCCAGAACACGCAACGACCACCGAGAGAACGGCACCUCUGUCGUCGAUCGAUGUUUCCACCGUUGCCGUUACGAAACCUAGACCAACGGUAGAAUCGACGAAGCCUACGAAACCUACGUGGGGCAAGCCUUCCUCGACGACAUCCCCGACUGUGCUCAGUUCCAGCACCGUAACGAAUACCAGUUUCGCGUCUUCGUCAUCCGUCGACACGACCACCACCAGCACGCCAGCGUACGCCCCUACAACGAAGGUGUCGGUUGUUAAUCAAACCACGGAAGAAACGUUUCAGACAACCUAUUCACCUGGACUCGUGACGUGGACGUCGAGUUCGGACGACACGAUCACGAAGACUCCGGAUGUGUCUUCGACGGCAACCACGCAACCAGAUCAAACGGAAAGCGAAUGGACUCCAAUAAUAACCACUCCAGAUGGUUGGAUCAUGAUUCAGUCGCCCACCACCAAAAAACCGCAAACAACGGAGGACACGACUGAUAAACUUAUUCCAGACUCUACGUCACAAUCUAUGACUUCUGCUAAACCAACGACAGAAACUAGUACAGAGCACGUGACGAAGAGACCCACUAUCUUGACAACUCUGUCCUCGAUCGCCAGCGUGACGAUAGACACCGAGCUUCCGGUACCAAUGGAAACGCUCAACAUGUCGGAUUACAAGCAAGAUCUCGUUACGACAAUGGAGAACGUCGACGUAUCUGCACAAAUGCGGAGCAGCUUUGCUCAACGAGAAUUGGGCAAUAACGGCAGCGCAUUGCGUCGAAAACGUACCACCCAGCGACUUGUUGCUGAGGAUCGGCGAGCAUGACCUCGCGAACGAGGACGAACCAUACGGCUAUCAAGAGAGAAGAGUUCAAAUCGUGGCCAGCCAUCCCCAAUUCGAUCCUCGGACCUUCGAGUACGAUCUCGCUUUAUUGAGGUUCUACGAGCCUCUGUUACCGUUCCAGCCGAACGUGUUGCCGAUCUGCUUGCCGGACGACGACGAAACUUACGUCGGUCGUACUGCUUAUGUCACCGGUUGGGGCCGGCUUUACGACGAGGGCCCGUUGCCAUCCACCCUUCAAGAAGUGGCCGUGCCCGUGAUAAAUAACACAAUGUGCGAGAUCAUGUACAGAAAUGCUGGAUACAUUGAACACAUUCCACACAUUUUUAUUUGCGCCGGAUGGCGGAACGGAGGGUUCGACUCCUGCGAGGGUGACAGCGGCGGACCUAUGGUGAUCCAAAGGGCACGCGACAAACGAUGGAUGCUGGCCGGGGUGAUCAGUUGGGGUAUAGGUUGCGCGGUCCCCAAUCAACCCGGAGUUUACACCCGUAUCUCCGAGUUCCGCGAAUGGAUAAACCAAAUUCUGCAAUUCUAAAUUCCCGAGCAGCGGUGGGGGGCCGCCUAUCGUUUCAAAAAGUGAUGAUGAUUGCUGGAGACCAGCACGAUCCGAAGGAUGUACGAGCUGCGUGCGAUGGCAAAUCUGCGCGCCUGUACAUAAUAUAACAUAGAACGACACAGUUUCCCUCGUGGAAAGCUUUGCAUGUGGCGAACAUUGAGAAAGAGAAGAGGAGGAGAAGAGAGAGAAAAAAAUGCGACGUAUGAACGUACAUGUUACGUCCCCGUGAAAAUGUAAUCAAACACCGUGCAUCUAUAGUAAGAUUGACGCUUUGCGCCACGUGAUUUAUACGAUCCAUUGCGUGACGCUGUUACUAUCCACGUGUGGGUGGAUUUUUGAUCGAUCGUAUCGUUUUACUCGCGCGUGUGUGUUUCACGUAGCUCCGAGCGUGAAGCUAUGAAACGAUCGUCCCGUUGAUAAGUAAUGCCACCUUUCGCUCGUAUCACGAUUUCAGUCCUCGAACUAGCGUACCGAGU